Messenger RNA from Rhizopus microsporus ATCC 52813, 651 nucleotides. RefSeq lists its product as uncharacterized. Lineage: Eukaryota; Fungi; Mucoromycota; Mucoromycetes; Mucorales; Rhizopodaceae. The record is from RefSeq and is a predicted model, not a curated record. The coding region runs from base 1 to 651 and encodes 216 amino acids. The transcript has 2 exons.
AUGGCACCUUUACAAGUCAUCGGCGCAGGAUUUGGAAGAACGGGAACAGAUAGUCUUCGUAUGGCUUUAGAGAUGCUAGGAUAUCGCACCCAUCAUAUGUCCUGCUUCGAAAAGGAUCCUAAUCUUGAUCCAUUACCCUUUAAAGAAGCCUACCUGAACAAUAAACAAGGGGAUUGGGACACGAUCUACAAAGAUUUUGACGCGGCUGUAGACUGGCCUACAUGUACUUUCUAUAAAGAAUUAAUGGAGAAGUACCCAGACGCUAAGGUCAUACUGACCGUGAGAACACCAGAAAGCUGGUACAAGUCAGUAAUGAAUACAAUUGUUCUAGCUGCAUCCUAUGCAAAGUGUUCAGGAAACCCCACUAUGAAGAGAAUGGGUGACAUGUGCCGAUUUGUAGUAUUGGAUGGCCUUUUUGUCGACAAAGAAAGAGUAAACAACGAAAGAUAUGUGAAGCAAUUGUUCAUUGAUCAUAUUGAAGAGGUCAAACGAACCGUGCCCCCAGAAAGACUCUUGGUUAUGGAGUUAGGUGAAGGAUGGGAGAGACUUUGCAAAUUCUUGGACAAAAAAGUACCCGAUCAACCUUAUCCCAAGGCCAAUUCAACUCAGGAAUUUAUCCAAAGAACUAAAGAAGCCAUGUACGAGAAAUAA